AUGGCUCCCAAGAUUGCCAUCGUCUACUACUCCAUGUACGGCCACAUCCGCCAAUUGGCCGAGGCCGAGAAGAAGGGCAUCGAGAAGGCCGGCGGCACCGCCGACCUCUUCCAGGUCGCCGAGACUCUCCCCGAGGAAGUCCUCGCCAAGAUGGGCGCGCCCCCCAAGCCCACCGACGUCCCCGUCCUCGACGACCCGGCCGUCCUCGAAGGCUACGACGCUUUCCUCCUCGGCAUCCCCACCCGCUACGGCAACUUCCCCACCCAGUGGAAGGCCUUCUGGGACAAGUCCGGAAAGCAGUGGUCCACCGGCGGCUACUGGGGCAAGCUCGCUGGCCUCUUCAUCUCCACCGCCUCCCUCGGCGGCGGACAAGAGUCCACCGCCAUCGCCGCCAUGUCCACCUUUGCCCACCACGGCAUCAUCUACGUGCCCUUUGGCUUCGCAAAGGCAUUCCCCCUCAUGGCUGACCUCUCCGAGGUCCACGGCGGUGGACCCUGGGGCGCUGGUACCUUCGCCGGUGCCGACGGCUCCCGCCAGCCCUCCGCCCGCGAGCUUGAGAUCGCCACUAUCCAGGGCGAGGCCUUUUACCAGACUGUCGCCAAGCACACUCCCGCGGUUCCGGCAAAGCAGGCGGCGGCGGCGUCGGCAGCGCAGACCCGAAAGGCUCCUCAGGAAUUGGACGACCAGGAUGUCAAGGCCGGCCCAUGCGGUCUGCCGAACAACAACAUACCCUCGGAAAACGAGACGCCUUUCGACAAGAUUCGCCAGACCCCUGAAAAGCAUACUUGA
Messenger RNA from Colletotrichum orchidophilum, 789 nucleotides. Its product is annotated as minor allergen Alt a 7. Bases 1 to 789 code for a protein of 262 amino acids. The record is from RefSeq and is a predicted model, not a curated record. The transcript has 5 exons. Gene Ontology annotation, molecular function: NAD(P)H dehydrogenase (quinone) activity; FMN binding. Lineage: Eukaryota; Fungi; Ascomycota; Sordariomycetes; Glomerellales; Glomerellaceae.